AUGGAUAAUUUAAGGCGGUAUUUAUAUUAUGAUGUUUUUCGGAAUUUUGAGCCGGGUGGAGACGACGAUCACCGUCCUCGACUUUUUCACGAUGCUGUGGACCCCUUUGAAGAGCUCUCAAAUGAUAAUUUUAUCAAAGUUUAUCGAUUGACUAAAGAGAGAGUAUCUCAAAUAAUUGACAUUGUGGCUCAUUAUGAACCUGCUCCAAGUAGGCGGUCAGCAUUGGACGUACGUACUAAAGUGCUCACAGCAUUAAGAUUUUUUGCAACUGGAAGUUACCAAUUAGAUGUUGGAUUGGGUCGAUAUUCAGCUGUUAGUCAGCCCUCAGUGAGUAGAUCCAUUCAUACAGUCAUCGACGUUUUCAAUCGAAAUGAAAUAUUUGCGGAAUAUGUCAGAUUCUACAGAAAUAUUGAAGAAGUUCGGGCAUCUCGUGAUAGGUUCUGGCGUCGAUUCCAGUUUCCCAAUGCAAUCGGUUGCAUUGAUGGGACCCACGUGGCAAUUGUCCCUCCCAAAAUUAAUGACCCAGUUCAUCCUGAGAAUGUGUACGUAAACCGCAAAGGGUAUCACUCAUUGAACGUGCAAUUGAUAUGUGAUGCUGAAUUCAAAAUUCUCAACGUCAAUGCCAGAUAUCCCGGGAGUGCCAACGAUUGUGCUAUUUGGAAUGACAGCAAUAUUCAACCGUUGAUGCGAAGAUUGCAUAAUUAUCGCAAUGAACGAUUCUACUUGCUCGGAGAUGCAGGGUACCCCUUACGUCCAUGGCUCAUGACACCAUUCAGGGAUCCAUUGGACAAUUCACCUGAAGCCGCUUUCAAUCGUGUCUUUUGUCGAGCAAGAUCAAUUAUUGAACGUGUCAAUGGAAUUCUCAAGAUGAGAUGGCGUUGUCUCUUGAAACACCGGGUUCUUCAUUACGACCCAACAACUGCAGCCAAAAUUACCAACACUUGCGUGGUUCUCCACAAUAUGGCUAUCAUGGAUGGCCUCAGAUUCCCAGCAGGAGAAGACGACCCAUAUGUAGGCAACGAGGAUUACGGCAUGAUGGACGAUGAAGUACUUGAUGAGAUGAAUAUGCUUAGAAGACGUGUUAAUCCCGAAUUAGCAGCUGGUCGAAGUCUUCGAGAUCGCAUUUGGGAGCAGGUCAAGCCGAAGAAGAAGAGGCAGAAAGCGCAGCCGUCAGAAAAGCGCAAGGAAAAGGAGAAAAAGAAGCAGAGGGCAUCAGUCAUGAGGGCCAACGCUUUGCUUGUACGCCCGAAGGACAAGCAGCAGUACUCGAAGGUGCUCAAACGAGUGAAGCAGCAGAUACCCUCCGACCAGGCUCGUGACUGCGUCGACAAAAUCCGCAGAACGACCACAGGAGAUAUGCUGAUCAUCCUAACCAAGGAUAAGGAGGAUGAAGCUGGCCGCUUACACAAGGCGAUAGUCGAACUCCUUGGAGAAGAGGCUGAUGUCCUCAGUAAAGGGCCACAGGAAGAACUUGAGAUCAAAGACCUCGAUGAGCUGACGACGAAGGAGAAGGUGCUGGAGGCCCUCAAACUCGCGGCGGGAGCAGAUUGCCAAAUUGCCCCGGAUGCCAUCAGAUCUUUGCGCAAGGCCUACGGAGGUACCCAGACUGCAUCUGUGACGGUGGCUGCAGCGGUAGCGAAGAAAGUCCUAGGCGAUCACGGUAGGAUUCGUAUAGGAUGGGUGAACUUCCGGAUCUGA
Messenger RNA from Diachasma alloeum, 1698 nucleotides. Its product is annotated as putative nuclease HARBI1. The transcript is spliced from 6 exons. The record is from RefSeq and is a predicted model, not a curated record. Lineage: Eukaryota; Metazoa; Arthropoda; Insecta; Hymenoptera; Braconidae. The coding region runs from base 1 to 1698 and encodes 565 amino acids.